GCGGUGACCUAGGAUGCCGCUUAGACACCGAUCCUCUUCGGAAGGAUAUCGAGGUUUCAUCUCGCAUAGUCUCGCAACAAUGGCAUCUUCGGGUGUCUUGUUUCCACCAGGCCUCGUUAGGUCUCUUUGCUUCUUGGCCUUCUUUUCGCUAGCCAUCUGCGACGAAACCGAGAACGAUAGACAAUCCCUCCUUUGCUUCAAGUCCCACCUCUCGGGACCAGCCGCCGGAGUUUUACCUUCAUGGAGCAACGCGUCCCGGGAGUUCUGCGGCUGGCAGGGGAUCACCUGCAGCGCAACGUCCCCUCGGCGUGUCAUCGCCCUGGACCUUGAAUCGGGGGGCAUCUCAGGGUCCAUACCGCCUUGCGUCGCCAACCUCACCUGGUUGACAAGUCUCCAACUGUCAAACGACAGCCUCCAUGGUGGCAUACCGUCCGAGCUUGGCCGCCUGAGCCGGCUGAGAAGCCUCAACCUCAGCAUGAACACUUUGGAAGGUACCAUCCCAUCCCAACUCUCUGCAUGUUCCCAACUCAGAAUCCUAGGCUUGUGGAACAACUCCCUCAGCGGAGAGAUCCCACCUGGCCUUAGCCAAUGCAAACAUCUUCAAGAAAUUAACCUUGGAAACAACAAGCUCCAAGGGAGCAUCCCUUCUUCCUUUGGUAAUCUUCCUGAGAUGCGCAUACUAGUUCUCGCUAGCAACAGGCUUACAGGCAACAUACCGCCGUCUCUGGGCAGCAGCCCUUAUCUCACGUAUGUUGAUCUCGGAAUGAAUGAUCUCACAGGGGCUAUCCCAGAGUCCUUAGCAAGCAGCCCAUCUCUUCAGGUACUUAGGCUCAUGAGCAAUAAUUUUACCGGAGAACUCCCAAAGGCCCUCUUCAACAGUUCGGCACUUAUUGCCCUCUGCCUCCAACAGAACAGUAUUGUUGGUUCCAUACCUUCUGUUACUGUUGCAUCUUCCCCUAUACAAUAUCUAUAUUUGAGGAAUAACUACCUUUCAGGAACAAUACCUUCCUCACUAGGGAACCUGUCCUCCCUAGUUCAUCUUCGCCUUACACAAAAUCUGUUAGUUGGGAGCAUCCCGGAGAGCUUAGGUUAUAUUCCAACACUACAACUAUUGACCUUGAGUAUGAACAACUUAUCUGGGUCAGUUCCACGGUCUCUCUUCAACAUGUCAUCCCUCACAGUUCUUGCCCUAGCACAAAACUCACUUGCCGGAAGAUUGCCGAUCGACAUCGGCUACACACUCCCGAAUAUUCAGUCCUUGAUACUCUCAACAAACAGUUUUGAUGGCCCAAUCCCAGCCUCUCUUCUCAAAGCUUACCACCUACAAAUGCUUUACCUGAACAAUAAUAGAUUUAUAGGACACAUACCAUUCUUUGGUUCAUUGCCAAAUUUGGAGCAACUUGAUUUGGCAUACAACAUGCUAGAUGCAAAUGAUUGGGGCUUUGUCUCUUCACUAUUGAAUUGCUCCAAAUUGAGUAUGCUGGCACUAGAUGGGAACAACCUCAAAGGGAGAAUUCCAAGUUCAAUCGGCAACCUUUCCAAUAGUCUCAAGUUCUUGUGGCUAAGUAGCAACAAAAUUUCUGGACCUAUACCACCAGAGAUUGGCAACCUUAAUAGCCUCACUAGCUUGUACAUGGGUUCCAAUCUUCUUACUGGCCAUAUACCACCAACGAUAGGGGAGUUGCGCAAAUUGGUAUAUCUAUCUUUUGCACAAAACAAGCUUUCGGGUCAGAUCCCAUACACAGUUGGUAAUCUUGUUCAGCUGAGUAUGCUGAAAUUGGACGAGAACAACUUCAGUGGAAGUAUACCUGGAAGUAUUGCACACUGUACUCGACUAGAAAUUCUCAACCUCGCACACAACUCACUAAAUGGGCGAAUACCAAGUCAAAUCUUCAGAAUCUCCACACUUUCUGAAGAAUUGGACUUGUCACAUAAUUACUUGUCUGGGGGAAUGCCAGAUGAAGUUGGCAGUCUCAUUCACUUGAAGAAAAUGAACAUGUCAAAUAACAGGUUGUCCGGCAACAUUCCAUCCACUCUCGGCCAGUGUGUUGUUCUAGAGUAUCUUGACAUAAAAAGCAACUUCUUUGCUGGAACCAUUCCACAAUCUUUUGCCAACUUAGGCAGCAUAAAGAAUGUGGAUAUUUCUCAGAACAAUUUGUCUGCAAAAAUACCAGAAUUUCUGACAACUUUGAGUUCUCUGGAAAACCUCAAUGUAUCCUUCAACAACUUCUAUGGAGAGCUUCCGAGAAGCGGUGUUUUUGACAAAGCAGGUGCAGCGUCAAUCCAAGGAAAUGAUCAUUUGUGUACAAGUGUUCCAAUCGGAAGCAUGCCUCCUUGUUCUCCACAGGUUGAGAGGAAAAUGAAGCACCAAUCAUUAGUUCUAGUCCUCAAAAUAGUACUACCAGUUGUUGCUAUCACCAUAAUCAUUUUGUCCUAUAUUGCAAAAAUUUAUUGGAGGAAGAAAGUGCAACAGAAUACGCAUUUGCAAAAACUUAAUGAGAAGAUAAAACAGAUAUCAUAUGAAGAUGUUGCCAGGGCAACAAAUAAGUUCUCCUCUGCAAACUUAAUUGGCUCGGGAUCAUUUGGAAUGGUUUAUAAAGGCAGUCUGCAGUUUCAGGAAAAUAUAGUUGCUAUCAAGAUUUUCAAUCUUGACAUUUAUGGAGCACAGAGGAGCUUCACCGCAGAAUGUGAAGCCCUGUGAAAUGUCCGUCAUCGGAAUCUUGUAAAAGUCAUUACCUCAUGCUCUUCAGUGGAUUCUAGAGGGGCAGAUUUCAAGGCCCUAGUAUUUCAAUACAUGCCGAAUGGGGAUCUAGAAAAGUGGCUAAACCCGAAAGUGCAUCAACAUGGUGAAAGAAAUGCUUUCACAUUGAUCCAAAGGAUUAAUAUUGGUUUGGAUGUAGCAUUUGCUUUGGAUUAUCUCCAUAACCAAUGUACAUGUCCACUGAUUCAUUGUGACUUGAAGCCAAGCAAUAUUCUUUUGGAUCUUGAUAUGGUUGCAUACGUCACCGACUUUGGCCUAUCAAGGUUUCUAUACAAUACAUCAAAUACAAAUCAAGAUAGUUCAACAAGUUUGGCCUGCCUAAAAGGAUCUAUUGGAUACAUCCCACCAGAGUAUGGCCUGAGCAAAGAGAUAUCAACUAAGGGUGAUGUCUACAGUUUUGGAGUGCUUAUGUUACAGAUGAUAACAGGAUGUAGUCCAACUGAUGAAAAACUCAAGGAUGGUAUAAGCCUUCAUGAAUUUGUUGACAGAGCAUUUACAACGAAUAUUCAUGAGGUUGUUGAUCCCACAAUGCUCGAAGAUGGCAGCAGUGCAACUGACGUAAUGAGAAACUGUAUCAUACCACUGGUUAGAAUAGGCCUAUCUUGCUCUAUGACAUCACCCAAAGAGCGGCCAGAUAUGGGACAAGUUUCUACCGAGAUCCUUAGGAUCAAGCAUAUGGCCUCACACAUGGGUUUGUGAAGCAAAAAAAUAGACAUGCUGGUAGCUAGUGACAGAAGUUCAUGUAAAGAAGAACAACGAUCUACUAUCUUAUGAAUUUUCCUUUUCUGAUGUAAGUUAGAUAGGAUACUUGUAGGCAGUAUAAUUUUCUUUUGCCAUCUCCGGGGUAUCAUUUUGUAUUUAUA
Lolium perenne is the source of this 3624-nucleotide messenger RNA. RefSeq lists its product as uncharacterized. Gene Ontology annotation, molecular function: protein kinase activity; protein binding; ATP binding. Gene Ontology annotation, biological process: protein phosphorylation. Lineage: Eukaryota; Viridiplantae; Streptophyta; Magnoliopsida; Poales; Poaceae. The record is from RefSeq and is a predicted model, not a curated record.